AUGAAGAUGGAGCUCACCAGAGUCAACAUGGUGUUUGCAGCUGCAGGGUUUCUGCUCAUCUGGGCCAGCGUAGGCUUUGCUGCACCUCUGGAGUGCCACUUUGACUCUCGAGCUGUGUGCGAGUUCGAGGGGAAGCGGUACUCCCUGGGGGACACCUGGAUGGACGACGCUUGCAUGCAGUGCACCUGUCUGCACCCCGUUGGUGUUGGUUGCUGCGAGACGGUGCAUCGGCCGGUGGACUUCCCCGCGUGGUGCGAGGUGCGGGUCGAGCCGGUGACUUGCAAAGCGUUUCUGGUCCAGUCGGCCGACCCCCGCUUGCCGUGCUCCUCAGAUGAAACAAACAGGGACCCGAGCCAUGGAUCUCUUCAGCUGCAGUGA
Molecule: messenger RNA, 378 nt
Organism: Nematolebias whitei (Rio pearlfish)
Lineage: Eukaryota; Metazoa; Chordata; Actinopteri; Cyprinodontiformes; Rivulidae
Gene: msmp1
Product: microseminoprotein, prostate associated 1
Exons: 3
Coding region: 1-378 (125 amino acids)
Source: RefSeq, a predicted model, not a curated record